This is a messenger RNA of Plasmodium gonderi, 3294 nucleotides long. Its product is annotated as DNA polymerase delta catalytic subunit. NCBI's taxonomy places the organism in Eukaryota, Apicomplexa, Aconoidasida, Haemosporida, Plasmodiidae. Gene Ontology annotation, cellular component: delta DNA polymerase complex. Gene Ontology annotation, molecular function: DNA-directed DNA polymerase activity; DNA binding; 3'-5'-DNA exonuclease activity. Bases 1 to 3294 code for a protein of 1097 amino acids. The record is from RefSeq and is a predicted model, not a curated record. Gene Ontology annotation, biological process: nucleotide-excision repair, DNA gap filling; base-excision repair, gap-filling; DNA replication proofreading. The transcript has a single exon.
AUGGAGAGCAUGCAAAAGUGCCCCUUCACCAGCGUCAUCCCAUAUGGGAUGAUUCUUUGCGAAAAAAUGAAGAAAGAGAAAAACGGACAAGAUCCAGAAAAUGUAAUAAUUGAAGAGUUCGAUAAACUUCUAAGCACAUACGAAAGACCUAAUCCAUAUGAUGAAAAGGGAACCGUACAAUUCAGCAAUCAAAGGGAUUUGAUUCUUUUCCAAAUAGACAUAGAAUACACAGUAGAUAACAUUUUCAGAAACAUGGUGUUCACCAAUGAAAACACUCAAAAUGGAAAUACUUUAAGCAACAUUUUUGCACCAUAUCGAAAGUUACUUCAAAAUAAAGAGAAAAGUUACGUGUCAGUUCCAGUGAUUAGAAUUUACACUGUUACAAAUGAUGGAUACAGUGUCCUUCUGAAUGUACAUAACUUUUUCCCAUAUUUCUACGUUGAAAAACCAAGCAAUUUUGAAGAAGAAGAUUUAAUAAAAUUAGAAACAAUGAUGAAUGAUAAUUUGAAUUCUAAUAGUCAAUACAAAAUGUAUGAAAAGAAAAUUUUAAACAUUGAAAUUAUUCAAACGGAAAGUUUAAUGUAUUACAAACGGUGCGGGAAAAGAGAUUUUUUAAAAAUCACUGUUUUAUUACCUAAAAUGGUUCCAACAUUGAAAAAAUUUUUUGAAAAUGUUGUUAAUGUAAAUGACAAAAAUAUUGGAGGUAUUGUUUAUGAAGCUAAUUUACCAUUCAUACUUCGAUACAUAAUAGAUGAGAAAAUUACAGGUUCUUCUUGGAUUAUGUGCAAAAAAGAUCAUUUUCACAUUAGACCUAGAAAUAAAAAAAUAUCCAACUGUUCCUUCGAAAUUGAUAUAUCAUAUGAACACAUAGAACCAAUGAGCUUAGAAAAUGAAUUUCAACAAAUUCCUAAAUUAAGAAUUCUUUCGUUCGAUAUUGAAUGUAUUAAAUUAGAUGGAAAAGGAUUCCCAGAAGCUAAAAAUGAUCCCAUUAUACAAAUUUCAUCCAUUUUGUAUUUUCAAGGAGAUCCAAUUGAAAAAUGUUCUAAAUUUAUAUUUACACUAAAAGAAUGUGCUAGUAUACCAGGUUCUAAUGUCAUCUGGUUUGAUCAGGAAAAAACAAUGCUAGAUGCAUGGAGUGAAUUUAUCACAAGAUUAGAUCCAGAUUUUCUAACUGGAUACAACAUUAUCAAUUUCGAUUUGCCAUACAUAUUAAAUAGAGGAACUGCUCUAAAUUCUAAAAAACUAAAAUUACUUGGAAGAAUCAAAAAUAUCAAUAGUGUUGUCAAGGAAUCUAGCUUUUCAUCAAAACAGUUUGGGACACAUGAAACGAAAGAAAUUAACAUUAAUGGAAGAAUACAAUUUGAUGUCUAUGAUUUAAUAAAAAGAGAUUAUAAACUAAAAUCAUACACAUUAAAUUAUGUCUCCUUUGAAUUCUUAAAAGAACAGAAAGAAGAUGUUCACUACAGCAUUAUGAAUGAUUUACAAAACGAGAGUCCAGAAUCCAGAAAAAGAAUUGCCACCUAUUGUAUAAAAGAUGCUGUACUACCACUCAGACUCAUAGAUAAACUUCUAUUUAUUUACAAUUAUGUCGAAAUGGCAAGAGUUACAGGAACUCCAUUUGUCUACCUAUUAACAAGAGGACAACAAAUCAAAGUUACCUCGCAGCUUUAUCGAAAAUGCAAAGAUUUGAAUUAUGUUAUUCCAAGUACAUAUAUCAAAACCAAUACAAAUGAAAAAUAUGAAGGAGCUACUGUUUUAGAACCCAUAAAAGGCUAUUACAUAGAACCCAUUUCGACCCUCGAUUUUGCAUCUCUUUACCCAUCUAUCAUGAUAGCCCACAAUCUUUGCUAUUCUACUCUGAUCAAAAAUAACAAUGAAAUGGAAGGACUAAAUCCACAAGAUAUAACAACUAUUCAGGGAAAGGGAAAUAUCAAAUUUGUCAAAAGAAAUGUCAAAAAAGGAAUACUUCCACUCAUAGUAGAAGAAUUAAUAGAAGCAAGAAAAAAAGUUAAAAUGUUAAUAAAAAAUGAACAAAGUCCAAUAACUAAAAUGGUUCUAAAUGGAAGACAAUUAGCACUUAAAAUAUCUGCAAAUUCAGUGUAUGGAUAUACUGGAGCUGCAUCUGGAGGACAACUCCCAUGUCUAGAAGUAGCAACUUCUAUUACAACCUUAGGAAGACGUAUGAUUGAUAAAACAAAAGAAACUGUUGAAAAUUACUACAGCAAGAGUAAUGGAUUUGAGUUCAAUGCAACAGUUGUGUAUGGAGACACAGAUUCUGUGAUGGUAAAAUUUGGAACCAACAGCAUCGAAGAAGCAAUGAGAUUAGGAAAAGAUGCAGCAGAAAGAAUAAGCAAAGAAUUUUUAUCUCCAAUAAAAUUAGAGUUUGAAAAAGUAUAUUGUCCAUAUUUACUAUUAAAUAAAAAAAGAUAUGCAGGAUUGUUAUAUACAAACCCAGAGAAACAUGACAAAAUGGAUUGCAAAGGUAUCGAAACGGUCAGAAGAGAUUUCUGUAUCUUGAUUCAACAAAUGAUGGAAACCAUUUUAAAUAAAUUACUUAUCGAAAAAAAUCUGAACAGUGCUAUUGAAUAUACCAAAAGUAAAAUAAAACAAUUACUUACCAAUAACAUUGAUAUGAGUCUCCUUGUUGUUACAAAAUCUUUAGGAAAAACAGAUUAUGAAACAAGAUUACCCCAUGUCGAAUUAGCAAAAAAAUUAAAACAACGGGACAGUGCAACAGCUCCAAAUGUUGGAGAUCGAGUUAGUUAUAUAAUUGUUAAAGGAGUAAAGGGACAAGCACAAUAUGAAAGGGCAGAAGAUCCACUAUAUGUAUUAGAUAAUAACUUAGCCAUAGAUUACAAUCAUUAUUUAGAUGCAAUUAAAAAUACCUUAUCCAGAAUUUUUGAAGUUAUAAUGCAAAAUUCAGAUUCCCUCUUUUGUGGGGAACAUACAAGACACAAAACCAUUUUAACAUCUAGUCAAACGGCUCUUUCCAAAUUUUUGCAAAAAGCUGUUAGAUGUAUCGGUUGUAAUAGUUCCAUUAAAAAACCACCACUAUGUAGCCAUUGUAAAGCAAAUAAAGAAUUUUCUAUAUAUAUGAAUAAAAUGAAAAACUUCAAAAAUAAACAAAAUGAAUUCUUUCAACUCUGGACUGAAUGUCAGCGUUGUCAGGGAAACCUCCAUGUCGAGGUCAUAUGCAUGAAUAGAGAUUGUCCCAUUUUUUAUAGAAGAGCCAAGAUUAAGAAAGAUAUGUCCAAUAUUCAGGAGCAGAUAAGUACAUUGCGGGCAGAUUGGUGA